CUCCAUCCUGAUGACGUCAGUCUGAACAGUGGAGGCUAGCACAGGCUGCAGAAUCCUGUUAGAGAGCCAAUGUAAACAUGUAGCCGAUUUAGCACUUUACAGUUAUCCGCCCCGUUAUAAAGCGAUACGUUUCCGGAAUGGUCAAUAAUUUAGCAGUAGGAUAAAGUCGUGAUGGCUGUGUUGCUGAAAAGAGCGGUUUCGGAAACAGGGGAAUGUAAUGUUAGCUUAAUACCAAGCUAACGUUCACACUGGACGUUGUUAAUGUUAGCUAGUUAGCCGGGUUUGUAUGAGGCUAGCCUAGCUAAUUAGUCACAAUUCGGCUGUAACAGGGGGUUAAAUAGAGGUUAGCCAAACGACUAAGGAUGGCCUACACUGUUAUAUAACACAGACAUCAAGAGGUGGUGAAAAUGAAGAAAUCUAGAAGUGCUGGUGCUUCCUCACCAGUGAAUGGGAAACAAGGUGGCGACCUGGACUCCAGGCGGAAGAGGAAAGUUAUAGACAUCACACAGGCCCUGAAUGCCAGUCCAGUGGACGUAGCAGCUCUGAGGAGGAUGGCUAUCAGUGAAGGGGGACUGCUGACGGAUGAGAUCCGCUGUCAAGUAUGGCCUCGGCUUCUCAACGUUCCCCCUCAGGUCAUGGAGCAAGAGCCAGAAACUGUAGAGCGGGAAAACAACAAGGACUAUAACCAGGUGCUGCUGGAUGUACAGCGCUCCCUUCGGAGAUUCCCACCUGGUAUGCCAGAUGAGCAGAGAGAGGGGUUGCAGGAAGUGCUGAUUGACAUUAUCCUCCGAGUUCUGAAACGAAAUCCCCAGCUGCACUAUUACCAAGGUUACCAUGACAUUGUUGUCACCUUCUUAUUGGUCCUGGGAGAGCGACUAGCAACUGCUCUGGUGGAAAAGCUCUCCACUCAUCACCUCAGGGACUUCAUGGACCCCACAAUGGACAACACAAAACAUAUUCUUAAUUACUUGAUGCCCAUCAUUGAGAGGGUCAACCCCGAGGUUCAUGACUUCAUGCAGCAGUCUGAGGUGGGCACUGUAUUCGCUCUCAGUUGGCUGAUCACCUGGUUUGGCCAUGUCCUAUCAGACUUCCGCCAUGUUGUACGAUUGUAUGACUUCUUCCUUGCCUGCCAUCCAUUGAUGCCCAUCUACUUUGCUGCUGUGAUCGUACUCUACAGAGAAGAGGAGGUAUUGGAGUGUGAAUGUGAUAUGGCCAUGGUUCAUCACCUGCUGUCUCAGAUUCCUCAAGAUCUGCCGUAUGAGACACUCAUCAGUCAAGCAGGAGACCUGUUUGUCCAGUUUCCUCCUUCUGAACUGGCCAGAGAGGCUGCCUCACAUGAAAGCAUGGCAGCUUCUACCUUUAAGGACUUUGAACUUGCAUCCACUCAACGUCCAGACUCAGUCCUCCGUCGCCGUCGCAGACAGAAACAUGCUGCCCUGGAGAGCUCAGCAGCAAACUCAGUAGUUGCAGUGGCCCAGCCUUCAGCGGCGCGGCGGUUUGUUCGAUUGGCCGUCAUGGGUUUGACUGUGGCCUUGGGGGCAGCGGCUCUUGCUGUGGUCAACACGGCUCUGGAGUGGGCCCCCAAACUGGACCUGUUUCCCUGAACUGCUCCUCCUUUAACCCUCAUACUCCACCUACCUGUCCUUGACUAAAUACCUGUUGAGGUUCCGGACCUGUACUUUUUAUACGCCAUGAAGUCUAAAACACUGUCUAAGGUGCACUCCCAAACUGAAACGAGUAAUAACUGUUCUCCUUCAUCUUCUAGGAUGUCUAAGCAUCCUAUGAAGGGCUGCUAAGGCCUCUGCUGAGGGCUUUUUUACAGCUUCUAAAGAGUAUAACACCAACAGCGGCCAGUGUUCUGCAGUGGAGAAUCCAUCCUAUCACAAAUGAAAAGACUGCAUUUGUAAGAACUCCUAUUGAUGGUGUCAUUAUUAGUUUCUUUAUAUUUGGUAUUAGGAUAUCUAAUAUCUGAUAUUAAAUUGUGCUUACAGAGAUUUAUGCCGAAAGCUUAGUGGAGUCCCUACACUUGAAAUUGCUGCCAAUUAAGAAAGCUGGAGUGAAUAAAUGUAUGCGAAUGUGUGUGUGUAUGUGCGUUAUGUAUGUAUGUAUGCAUGUAUGUAUGUAUGUAUGGCCCCAACACGUUUGUUAUCUAUUUGAUACCAGGACUGAGACCAAAAAGAGGAUUGUGAGAAUCCUCUCUGUAUAAUUAUUGUAUCUCAUUUUAUACAUAAGUAAAUAGAUAUGAAGAGACUUGGUCAUGACACACAGGCACUUUUUAAGGUCAUCAUUGUGUUAUGUUUUAAGGGUCAUACUUAGUUGGUUGUACAGGCUUUACUGUCAGAAAGUAAAAUGACUUGUUUUCUUCCCUGGCAGUCAAUAUCAUCAAAACACAUCACAUUUUUAAAAUUGAUAGUUGAUUUUUAGAAUUGGUUCAGAUUUGGCUUUAAUUAAUCUUAAGAUUUCUUCAGGGUAUCAAACUAUAGAUUUUAUCAAAUGCUUUAGCUUGAACAAUCUAUUAGAGUAGAAUACUUAAGGUUAUGGAAGGGAAUAAAGUGCUGUCAUAGCCCAUAAAGUAUAUUUUUUAUUGUCUUUUAAGCGGUUAACUAUUAUUUGUCAAUAGUUAUUUGAAUAUUAUGUUGCACUGCCUUAAAUAUGUGCCUCUGUUUCAUGACCCCAGAUGAUGGGGGAUUAUGCUUUUUGCCUCACUUUUUCUGGAGUAAAUUAUUAAAUCUCUCAUUUCUUUCAGUAACAUAUUCACUCAUCCAUUGCCAUAUGAUGCAUACCAUCACAACUGGGACACAUGACAAGCAAAAUGACAUGUAACCAUUUCAAAACCCAGUCUUCACUCACUCCAUUAUUUUUGCAAAGUCACCUUAAAUUGUUUUAGUCUGCACUUUUCUCACUCAUGCACAACAUCACAAAAACAUGCCAAGACCUUAAAUUUAGCAUUUGUUUUGACCGUGAAUUCCAGCUGGUGGGGAUAUAUCUGUUUACUGAAUCUCGUUACUUUGAGUACAGUUGAGGCAGCGCUUGAAUUUCAGAGGCGGUCCAGCUCAUUCCAAUGUUCCACUCACUUCUAUUCAAUCAGAUAUUUCAUGUCACAUUGGGACUGCUCAGGGCUCAGUGUUACACUGGCCUGAUUACCUGAGUCUUAAAGCAGAAUUCACAGCAACUAGUGUAUCAGAGCACUUCAUUUUAUGGUAGAAAUUCUGGGUUGUCCGUAAUCCUUAUCAGGUUUUUUUUGUUUACCACUGUUCUUCAGGAUUACUCACUGACAGUGCAACAAUCCCACUUCGGUGAAGUUGUUUUUGCCAUUUUAGGAAAAUAACACAUUAUCACCACAUUUCUCUAUUAAGUUUUAUAGUGUAAUUGCCUUUGUAGCGAAUCACUGAUUCAGGCUGAAAGUACAAAGUGAAUAAAAUGAAAGUGACUCAGAGCAUGUUCAAGGACAGACGGAGGUGCUCCAGAGUACAGUUGUUGAGCAGUAUUGUGACGCACCAUAUGUCUGCACUCAGUGGUUUAUAAUUUCAUUGCACUAAAUGAUUUAUCUGCCUUUUAUGUUUUGGUUUUUGUUUUUUUUUUGUUAGAAUAAAUCUGUAAUACUAAUGUAAAGUUGUACAAGAAAAUGCUAAUAAACUAGAGUGAAACUGUU
Sphaeramia orbicularis (orbiculate cardinalfish) is the source of this 3652-nucleotide messenger RNA. It is a transcript of the gene tbc1d20, whose product is annotated as TBC1 domain family, member 20. Lineage: Eukaryota; Metazoa; Chordata; Actinopteri; Kurtiformes; Apogonidae. The coding region runs from base 408 to 1604 and encodes 398 amino acids. The record is from RefSeq and is a predicted model, not a curated record. Gene Ontology annotation, molecular function: GTPase activator activity. Gene Ontology annotation, cellular component: endoplasmic reticulum membrane. The transcript is spliced from 8 exons. Gene Ontology annotation, biological process: endoplasmic reticulum to Golgi vesicle-mediated transport; positive regulation of GTPase activity.